Molecule: messenger RNA, 2298 nt
Organism: Lichtheimia ornata
Lineage: Eukaryota; Fungi; Mucoromycota; Mucoromycetes; Mucorales; Lichtheimiaceae
Exons: 15
Coding region: 1-2298 (765 amino acids)
Biological process (GO): protein ubiquitination; SCF-dependent proteasomal ubiquitin-dependent protein catabolic process
Cellular component (GO): SCF ubiquitin ligase complex
Molecular function (GO): ubiquitin protein ligase binding
Source: RefSeq, a predicted model, not a curated record
AUGCAACAACUCCCACCAGCAAACGAUUUUGGCGCAACAUGGUCCUUUUUAGAAUCAGGCCUCGACCAAAUUAUGAACCGAUUGGAGGAAGGCCUUGAUCGCACGCGUUACUCGUUGCUUUACAGUGCUGUACACAACUACUGUGCGCGCGGCACACCUGCACAACCCGCUUCUACCUUUGGCUCUGGCCCUAUGAACCAGCGAACCGCUACUUACUUGAUUGGCGCCGAGCUUUACAAUAGCUUGAGCAAAUGGUUGGAGGAUCAUCUUAUCAAAAUUCGUACGCAAUCUGAGGAAUACAUGGACGAGGCUCUGCUACAGUAUUAUACCAGGCAAUGGGGCCGUUACACGACCGCUGCGCGCGUGGUGAACAAUAUCUUCAUGUACCUUAAUCGUUAUUGGGUGAAACGCGAGAUUGAUGAAGACCGAAAGAACGACGUCUAUGAUGUUUUCACUCUCACCUUGGUGUGUUGGAGGCGUCACAUGUUUGAAUUCGUCCAUCACAACGUCAUUGCAGCAGUACUCAAACUUAUCGAGCGAGAACGUAACGGCGAGACCAUCGAAACCAGCCUUGUCAAGAACAUUGUCGACUCACUUGUUUCUUUGGGUUUGGAUACGACCGAUUCAACAAAGUCCAAUUUGGAUGUCUACAAGGAAUACUUUGAAGCACCAUUCAUUCAGGCGACUGAGGUGUACUAUACCACUGAAUCCGAGAGAUUUAUCACUGAAAACAGCGUACCGGACUACAUGAAAAAGGCCGAGGUCAGAUUAAACGAGGAGCAAAACCGGAUCGAAAUGUACCUCCAUGAGUCGACACAAAAGCCUCUCAUCUCCAAAUGUGAGACCGUUCUCGUCAAGAAUCAUUCAGAAACACUCUGGGAUGGAUUCCAAAGCCUUAUUGACCACGAUAAACAGGAUGAUUUACAUCGCAUGUAUACACUUUUGGCACGUAUUCCCGAGGGAUUGGAUCCAUUGCGUGUGCGAUUCGAAUCACAUGUCCGUAAGGCUGGUUUGGGAGCCAUUGAACGUAUCGAUCAGCAGGAGUCCGUUGACCCUAAAACAUACGUUGAUGCAUUACUGGCGGUCCAUCGCAAAUACAACGAGCUCGUUCAGCAUGCAUUCAGUGGCGAACCUGGAUUUGUGGCAUCACUCGACAAGGCUUGUGGCGAAUUUGUCAACCGUAACGCUGUCUGCAAAAAGUCAUCAUCGAAGUCUCCUGAAUUGCUUGCACGCUACUGUGAUUCCCUCUUGAAGAAGAACGCCAAGAAUGCCGAAGAAAGUGAAUUGGAGGAUUUGCUUAACAGCAUCAUGACCGUAUUUAAAUAUGUGGAGGACAAGGACGUGUUCCAAAAGUUCUAUUCAAGAUUGCUGGCGAAACGUCUUGUCAAUGGUACAUCUGCAUCUGAUGACGCCGAAGGCAGCAUGAUUUCCAAGCUCAAGGAAGCCUGUGGUUUCGAAUACACAUCCAAGCUUCAGCGCAUGCUUACCGAUAUGUCAUUGAGCAAGGAAUUGAACGAGCAAUUCAAGGAUUUGGUUCAGCAAAGCUACAACACUGGUGGUUCCAAUGUCGAUUUCAAUAUUCUUGUGCUAGGUGCUGGUCAAUGGCCUUUGCAACCACCCAACACCACCUUCAAUUUGCCCGAAGAUGUUGUCAAAACAUAUGAUCGUUUCCAAAAAUUCUAUCAAAACAAGCAUUCUGGUCGCAAACUCAACUGGCUUUUCCAAUCAUGCAAGGCUGAACUCAAGACAAGUUACCUCAAGGCGUCAAAGACUGGUUACACCUUCCAAGUGUCAGCGUAUCAAAUGGGAGUUCUAUUGCAGUACAACAACGCCACGAGCUACACAUAUGAGGAUAUUCAACAAAGCACAGCACUUACCCCUGAAGCAUUGAAUCCUGCACUGGGCAUUUUGAUCAAGGCAAAGGUGCUCCUUUUGACAGAGGGUGAAAAGGUGGGCGAUAGCGGCAGUCGUUAUGAUCUCAACUUUGAUUUCAAGAGCAAGAAGAUCCGUAUCAACUUAAAUAUGCCAAUGAAGACCGAGCAAAAGGCUGAAGCCGAUGAGACUCACAAGACGAUUGAGGAUGACCGUAAAUUCUUGAUGCAGGCUGCUAUUGUCCGAAUCAUGAAGACUCGCCGAGUGAUGAAGCACGUCAACUUAAUCGAGGAAGUCAUCAUGCAACUCCAAUCCCGCUUCAAGCCUCGUGUAUCAGAUAUCAAAAAGUGCAUUGAUAUUCUUUUGGACAAGCAAUACAUCGAACGCAUGGAAGGCGCCAUGGACACAUACAGCUAUGUUGCUUAA